This is a messenger RNA of Erpetoichthys calabaricus (reedfish), 1279 nucleotides long. It is a transcript of the gene abhd11, whose product is annotated as abhydrolase domain containing 11. Bases 109 to 1020 code for a protein of 303 amino acids. Gene Ontology annotation, molecular function: catalytic activity. Gene Ontology annotation, cellular component: mitochondrion. The record is from RefSeq and is a predicted model, not a curated record. NCBI's taxonomy places the organism in Eukaryota, Metazoa, Chordata, Cladistia, Polypteriformes, Polypteridae. The transcript is spliced from 6 exons.
ACGUCAUCACCCCGCGACUUGUCUUUGGAUGAAGUGCAUUUUGCAAUGACUGGCAACGUUUGUUUUUCGUGAACAUAAUUAAAAAGUUCUUUUUUUACUGUAGACAUUAUGCGACUGGCCUUUUGGUAUGGCUGUCGUUGGCUGCCCCUCAGAAGAACUCCAUACAAGUUAUUUCCUGUCUCAGAGAUUGGGAUCCGCAGGCACACGACUGGAGCCAGCCCUGUGAGCCUCUCAUAUGAUGUGUUUGAUGGCAGGAGUACAGGAACCCCCCUGGUUUUCUUACAUGGCUUGUUUGGCUGCAAAUCCAAUUUCCAGUCUAUAGGGAAGAAGCUGGUGCAGCAAACUGGUCGAAAGGUGCUGACAAUUGAUGCUCGUAAUCAUGGUAACAGUGCACACAGUUCUGUCAUGACUUAUGAAGCCAUGUGCAGUGAUCUUCAAAAACUGAUGAGUCAGCUGCACAUACAGAAGUGCGUUCUCAUUGGACACAGUAUGGGUGGCAAGGUGGCCAUGACAACUGCAUUGCUCCAGCCAGAUUUGGUGGAGAGGCUGGUAGUAGUGGAUAUUAGUCCCAGCAAAACAUUCACCCAGACCAAUUUUCCUACCUACAUUACUGCCAUGAAAGCAGUGAAGACGGACAGUAACAUCCCUCGGUCGACAGCCAAGAGGCAGGCAGAGGACCAACUAAAGUCUUUUGUGAAGGACCAUUCAGUUAGGCAGUUUCUCCUCACUAAUCUUAUUGAAGAGAAUGGACUUUAUAUCUGGAGAGUGAAUUUGGACGCCAUCACCAAAAAUCUUGACAACCUCUUGGGAUUCCCAGAAUUUGACACAUCCUAUUCUGGUCCAACUCUCUUUCUAGGAGGAGGGAAUUCACCUUAUAUUUGCUCUGAAGAUUUCCCAGAGAUACAGCAGUUGUUUCCUUACUCUGAUAUCCAGUAUAUCGAAGGUGCCAGUCAUUGGGUUCAUGCUGACAAGCCUCAUGACUUUAUAAAUUCUAUACGCACAUUCCUAUGCAGUCCAUAAAGUCUAACUAAAGAUGUGCAAGGCAAAAAAGAAGGUAAACCUUUGUAAGGUUUGGUCACCAAACAAAAUGAUAAUUGAAGCACAGUCUACAGGAGUCCAUAAUGUCCAUAUGCAGCUGUGUAUUUAAUUUAUUUUCAUUUUCCACAGAAAUUGAACUGAAUGGCCAUAUUUAAAAUGUUCAACCAGCAGCUUAACACUAGAAUUACCAGAGUCUACGAAAAAACUUGUAGAUCCGGCCCACCUUAAAACCAUUCUCAGC